UGUUCUCGUCGUGUUCAGUAGCUGGAAACUAAGCUGUUUUUCAUUGCACGUCGCUAUUAGUUCUUAUAAGAGGCAGUACUUAUACCAAGGUACUGCCAUGAGGGUAUUGGUACCUGUGAUAUUGGCGGCCAUCUGCCUCGAGACGAAAGCCGAUCCUGUCCCUUGGCGCCAAAGUCAAGAUUCUGUCCCCGGGUAUGGGCAUCGAAGUCACAGCUAUUCUCCUGGCAACCGAGGUCCUUCUCCUUGGCGUGGGAAAGGAGAUUAUGGCCGUUUAAAUUACGGUUCUACUUUUGGUCAUGGGCAUCCGAAUCAUGGGCAUCCCGGUCAUGGGCACUUGGGUAGUUCUUCUUCUUCUUCUGCGCCUGGUUAUGGGCAGCGAGUUGACGUUUCUCCUCCCUGGCACCCGGGUCGGAGUCACAACUCGUCCCAUGGGCAGUUACAUCCUCCUGCCGACCGGACUCCUUCAGCUACCCUAGCAGGAGUUCCCCAGCACAAUACCGCAGGCCAGGGCAAGCUCAGUUCUCUCUUGCUGCUGGGAGGAAAAGGCUCAGAUGCCCACGGUUCUCACAAGGUCCUAGGAAAACACAAACCCCAUGUUAACUUACUUACAGACAGAUACGGCUAUUCGGGGUCUCAGCGCAGGUUUGACGAACCCUCAUAUCGCUAUCCCCACCACGAUCAUCACACUCAUGAUCCCCUCGGCCACCACAAGUAUGAUUCACCUCACCAUUACAAACAGGGUCCUUCCCAACACGACAGUCACCACCCCCACCAUCCCUGGUCUCCCUCGAGUCACCACAAUCAUGGUCUGCCUUUCAGUCCUUACCAUUUCUGGCGUUCUCUCUUCCACAUCGAGACCGAAUCCCUCCUUCGCAACCUUUUUUACCACAAUCACCACAACCACGGGCACUAUGAUCACCAUACCCACGGGGACCAUGAUCACCAUAAACAAGGGCACCACAAUCACCGCGAUCACGGGCACCAUGAUCACCAUAAGCACAGGCACAACAAUCAAGGGCACCAUGAUCACCUCAGCGACGGGCACCACAAUCACAAUCACCGUCAUCAUCAACACAACGUCAAAGAAAACCGCUGUCCCAAGAACUAUGAUCCUGUAGGAAAUUUUUGCCUCCACAUGCCAGUUGAUUUUAGCCUGAGACCGUGGAGCAGCGCGAGGCAAUAUUGCAAAAUUCUUGGCGGAGAUCUUUUGACGUUUUCCUCAGCCAACGAAUUCGCCACAAUCGUUAGCCACUUCCAGAAUCUUUCCAUAGACCAAGCCGGAUUUUGGAUUGGUGGCCACAUCGUGAACAAAAGCUGGACUUGGGUUAAUAACAACACCAUGCCGACGGGAACACCUUUCUGGGCGAUUGCCAAAGGCUUCCCAACAGACGCCGAGAGGUACUACUUGCAGAGGGGCAAACAUAUGAGGUCGUACCUGUGCGCCGCCAUGACACCCGAAUUCUACUUCUACCUGAGCGACGAGUAUUGCUGGGGGGAAAAACACACCGUCUGUCAGCAUGACACUCGCCAACAUGGAUUUCCUCAUGGUGGGGAUGGUGGGCAUCGUGGAGGUCACGGCGAGCAUCAUGGUGGGCAUGUUGACCAUUCUGAUGGGCACCAUGGAUAUUCUGGGCAUCAUGGAAGUCCCGGGAGUCAUCAUGGGCAUCAUUCUGGGCAUCAUGGAGGUCCCGGGAGUCAUCAUAUUCAUCAUUUUGGGCAUCAUGGAGUUCAUGAAGGGCAUGAUCAAGAAUAUUUCGGGUGCCGUGGCGGGCAUGGAAGCGAAGAAAACGGCGACGGAAGCGAAGAAAACGGAGACGAAGAAUCCUCAGAAGAGUCCUCAGAAGAAUCUUCAGAAGAAUCCUCAAGUGAAUCCUCAGGUGAAACCUCAGAUGAAUCCUCGGAAGAAUCCUCAGAAGAGUCUUCGGAAGAAUCCUCAAGCGAAUCCUCGGAAGAAUCUGAAGAAUCUUCAGAAGAAUCCUCGGAGAAAUCCUCAGGUGAAACCUCAGGUGAAUCCUCAGAAGAAUCUUCGGAAGAAUCUCCGGAAGAAUCAGAAGAAUCUUCAGAGGAAUCAGAAGAUUCUUCAGAAGAAUCCUCGGAAGAAUCAGAAGAAUCCUCAGAAGAAUCUUCAGAGGAAUCAGAAGAAUCCCCAGAAGAAUCUUCAGAAGAAUCCCCAGAAGAAUCUUCAGAAGAAUCCUCAGAAGAAUCCUCAGAAGAAUCCUCAGAAGAAUCUUCGGAAGAAUCUUCAGGGGAAUCCUCCGUCUCUCCUCCAUCUCCUUCUUCCAUUCCUUUUCCCGAUUUCUUUCCGCCGGACGAAAGCGGGUCAGGCGAAGGAGAAGGUUCUGGAAUGCGCGAGGAUAUUUUUAUUGACCAAGAGUUUUAAUUUUUAAUCUUUUCUUUUUCUUUCCUCUGCUUUCUUUCUUUCUUUCUUUUUCUUUUUUUUUCUUUUUGUCUUUCUUCUUCUUCUUCUCCUUGUUUUGUUUUCCUCUCCUUUUCUUCUUCUUUUUUUCUUUUUUCUUAUCCUGUUCUUUUUUUUCUUCUUCUCCUUUUGUUUUGUUUUUUUUCGUGUUCUUCUUUUUCUUCCUUUUAUUUUGAUUUUGUUAUUCUUUCUUUCAUUUUUUUUCCUUAUUACAAACCAUAUUUUUCAAUGUCUCUUUUCUUCACUUCUGAUUCUCAGUGUUUCGUGAAUUAUUGCACUGAUGAACAUAACAUUAACUAGAAGGCAAUAAAUCAUGGAUUUUCUUCACAAAAAAAGAAAAAGAAAAAAAAUGGUGUGUUACGUAAUCUCGGCAAUUAGUAUAGGAGCAUAUAUUAAGUAAAUUUUACCCCGAGUAAAGUGGCUGAUCUGGUGCCAAGUCAGGUAGAGGUUGAAGUGGUGCCAAGUCAUACGAGACAGAGGUUGGAGUGGUGCCAAGUCAUACGAGACAGAGGCUGAUGUGGUGCCAAGUCAGGUAGAGGUUGGAGUGGUGCCAAGUCAUACGAGACAGAGGCUGAUACAUUUCUUUUGUUACAUGCUGCCUGUGUUUCUGGUCCACCUAUCACGCAAGCUCUGAACAUGCAGUGACGUGAGUUGUAUUUUGUAUGUGUACUUUAGGAACGUAGAUGGGUAGUAAGUACGCGCGGGAAGUGUUGUUGCGACGAGAGUUCAAGCGAGAGAGAUGCUUCGGGUGUGUUGUACCCUGUAUUACCCACAGAGGUAUACGCGGGGUGGACCAUGUAGUCUGUAUAAAUGCUGGAUUACUUUGGGAGUCGGGAUGAGCUUUUUACGUUGCCGGAUGCAGAUGUGUGUGUGUGUGUGUGUGUGGGCUUCUAUCGCUGCCCUGACCUUGGAAAUAAAUCGUCCGUUGUAGCUGGGAACAAGAACUCAUGUCUCUUUACUGCAAUUCCUCCUCUGUUUAUUCGGUUUGGGGAAAAAAGCAAAAACAGACUGACCAUCAGAAGGGGCCUGGGAGAGUAAGUGUGCACGCUUUAUCAACCGAAGUUCGAAUUCACUGGUGUCAUAAGUCUUCGAUAAGGAAUGUUUAUAUUGUCCCAAGCAGGAGCAGAGGAGUGUCCUGCAAACUUAUGGACUAAUUGAACAAGCAAUUAUACAUGCGGUGGCCUUGUGGUCCUACUCCGGAUUCAUAUAGAAGCAAGAAAUAAGGAAAAAAAAUAGAGCAUGUUGUCACACUCCAGGAAGCUGUACAUGAUGUGACAGAGCUUAUCUCCUGUGCUUGUGCAACUGGAGAGUGUAAGAGUCCAUGGGUUGCAACUACGCAAGCGCUGAAAUAUGUAUAUGUGAGGCUGUAAACGAUAGUUGUACUAAUAUUGAACUGGCAGUCUCAGACACAGUGGAAAAAAGGCGAUGGUGACGAGGAGUGUGAUGACUUUCAGUUAUCUUAGUGAUCCGGAGAUGAAGAAGGGUUUUGAUGAAUUUCGCACUCAUUUCAAAAUAUUUUCUUCCCCAAUAAAUCCAGUACUAAAAAAAUAACUUUCUUAUUAGAUAUCUGGUAAUUAUGGAGUUUUCAAUCUAAAGUUUGUUUUUGCAGGACGGCUGGAUCAGAACCGAGCAAAGAAUAUAUGCUUAGGGUUUCGUAUGCUAAUUUUGCUGGUUAGUUACACUAUUAUCACGGUGUUUUGCAUCCGUUUGAUUUCUUUAAUAUUUGUGUACCUCUUUUGUAACGCAAGUAAAAUGAAAUGUACCACGAUGGAAGAAUAUAUAAAGCAUAUCCACGUAUUUGGUACGUUAUUUUUGCCUGAGAUAAAUAUAUGACUUUUUUUCAAGGCAUUAUAAUCAAGAUGUGUUCUGUAUGUAUGUUUUCCUUACGGGAUUGUGAAAGUAGCGACAUGGAAUGCUACACACGUCUCUUAUUUCAGUAUAUAAAACGUAAUAAUUUGAUAUUUUAUUAUUCUUUUUGGGAUAUUUUGAUUUUUACACUGUCCUGAGCAGUUUGAAGUGCCAUAGUGCCCUAAGGUUUCUUUCUAGGAUACAAAUAUAUUUACAGCGCCCUUAGAAGGAACUUGAUUAUAAACUUAAAGCUUAAAGCCUAAGGAUUAGUGAGUUUUCCUCUUUUCCACAAAAAAAAAAAACACUUGACGAUAAAUGUUCCCUAUUUAUAGUAUAAGAUCCAUAAUGUAUGAGAUAUUCUACGUAUCCGGUGUUCCCUAUUUCGUAAGUAGUUGAUAUAAUGUUGUUUUUUACUAUUUGUGACUUUCGGAAUAUCACAUGAAACACGCUGAAUAAUUAUUGUUGAUUAAAUUAGUGGUCAUUAAAUGCCAGAGUACCAUUGGAGCUUCAGUUCAGCUGUUUCGUGUAGUCUGAAUGGAAGGUCAUUUUUCAAACCAUUUCUAUUGUAAUGAUUCUGAUUAAGCUCCGUUGUUUUUUAUUGUAUUAAAAUAAUGGCAUUUAUAAGAAUAAUGAUGUUUCCUAUAACCAUUA
Messenger RNA from Penaeus indicus, 4915 nucleotides. Its product is annotated as filaggrin-like. The coding region runs from base 98 to 2380 and encodes 760 amino acids. The transcript is spliced from 7 exons. The record is from RefSeq and is a predicted model, not a curated record. NCBI's taxonomy places the organism in Eukaryota, Metazoa, Arthropoda, Malacostraca, Decapoda, Penaeidae. Gene Ontology annotation, cellular component: endoplasmic reticulum membrane.